GGCAGAGUUACUCUGUUAUGCAUCUGCUAGUGGAAGGGGUCAAGCCAGCUAGGCUUGUGUCACCGCUUCUUACGUCUUUUUCAGAUUUUGAGGAAGAAGCAAAUAAGUUGUCUUUCUCUUCUUCUCUUUGGAGCAAAAAGUAAAAUGUGGUUGCAAAGAAUCCCGGCCUAGACGGGACUUGAUUGAAUCCCGUAAACCAAGCACUUCUUAAGCAAAACUGCACGCUUGCUCGGGAGCACGCAGAUGAGUUAUACCUUAACAGCUGAAACAGAAGGAACUACUGACUCACAGUCUGAAAAGUUAAGUGAAACUACCCUGCCAUUCACCGUAAAAAGCAGUUCUAUGCAGGCAAGCAAUGAUGGGCCUAAGGAAUCGGUACAGUACAGGACUGCAGAGAUUGCUGAUGCUAUGAUGGGUAGCAGCAUGCCUGCAGCUCAGUCUGUUGUCCUGUCAGUUGUUCCAGAUGAGGCAAAGGAGAGACAUGUCUUGGACUUUGGCACCUGUGAUGCAGAAACUGAUGGUGAAUGCAGUACGCGGGGUAUUGUUUCAUCUUUAUCUCAUCUUGGGUCUCCUACUCAAGAGCAAAUAAUAGAUCCACCUGUAGUUCUGGAAGCGGUGCAUCCUUCAUCAGGAGAGGACUCUAAUAGCACAGAUAGUAUGAAAACCCCAAAAGUGAAUUGUGAGGAAAGAAACAUUACAGGGAUGACAAACUUCACACUACAAAUCUUGAAUAUUUCCCAAGAUUUAAUGGAGUUCUUAAAUCCAAAUGACAGUGACUGUACCUUAGUCCUGUUUUAUACUCCUUGGUGUCGUUUCUCUGCCAGUCUAGCUCCUCAUUUUAAUUCUUUGCCCCGAGCUUUCCCAACUCUUCAUUUCUUGGCAUUGGAUGCCUCUCAGCACAGCAGUCUGUCUACCAGGUUUGGAACUGUGGCUGUUCCUAACAUCCUUCUUUUUCAAGGGGCUAAGCCCAUGGCAAGAUUUAACCAUACAGAUCGAACUCUGGAAACGCUAAAAGCUUUCAUUUUCAAUCAGACAGGAAUAGAGCCCAAGACUGAUGUGGUGGUUACUGAGGAAGAUCAAGCUGGUCCCCUGCCUAGCACAUUGACUAGAGGUGUAGAUUGGCUUCUCUUAUUUUCUUUACUGUUCCUUAUCAGCUUCAUCAUGUAUGCUACUGUUAGGACGGAGAGCAUCCGGUGGUUAAUACCUGGUCAAGAUCAGGAACACCAGGAAUGAUAUGUGAACUGAGAACUUUGUUUUCAGAACAAGCUAAACUGCAUUAAAUUGUAUGAUGGAUCGACUCUUUCUGAUUUCUUGUUAGUCUGGACCUGGCUUGUUCACACAUCACUCAGUAGAAAUUACUUAUGGUACAAAUAUGAACAGGUGAACCUAGAAUUUGUUAAUAAAGUGGUCAUAGGACAGUUUUCUAUGACCUGUUGUAGGUA
Messenger RNA from Rhineura floridana, 1442 nucleotides. RefSeq names its product thioredoxin domain containing 15 (gene TXNDC15). Gene Ontology annotation, cellular component: cilium. The record is from RefSeq and is a predicted model, not a curated record. Gene Ontology annotation, biological process: cilium assembly. The transcript has 5 exons. Bases 244 to 1233 code for a protein of 329 amino acids. NCBI's taxonomy places the organism in Eukaryota, Metazoa, Chordata, Lepidosauria, Squamata, Rhineuridae.